CGUCAGCCCGUCAAACCCCAGUAACGCUGUUCAGGGUGUUCAGGCAACACGUCUCUUCUCUAUGGCUCGGACACUGCGGCUCUCGUGGCUUUUCUUCGUGCUCAUUUUCCUUCUGGUGGGACUGCAAGGAGAGCCCAAAGAGACAGCAAGGGGACGGAACAAGAGGGACAUCAGCAACGAUCAGCCUCGCAUGCUGUCAGAUAAUGGGCACCUUGUCUUCACAACUGGUGACAAUAGAGAGAUCCGCUUCCAGACGUCGGCAUCAGGCCGGGUUAAGGUGGAUAAUGAAGACCUCACCCAACUUUUGAGUCAGAUCAAAACCAACAGAGAAGACAUUAAUGACAUAAAGUCUCACGGAGGAGCAGUUCCCCCGGAAGUCACCAACAAACUUAACCAGCUUGAUACCAAGGUGUCAACACUGGAGACUAAAGUGACUGCACUUGAAUUGACAGUGCAGAAGGUGUCCUGCAGCAGUAAUCCCUGUCAGAAUGGAGGAACAUGUCUGAACUUACUCAACGCAUACCACUGUGUGUGUCCCAGCAACUGGGCUGGUCCUAACUGUGCAACGGAUGUGAAUGAGUGUCAGGUAUAUUCAGGAACAUUUCAGAGUUGUCAGAAUGGAGCAACCUGUGUCAACUCCCCUGGAUCGUUCACGUGUACCUGUUCUCCAGAAUGGUCCGGGACUCUCUGUACGGUGCGGUAUGAUGACUGCAGGAAUGCAGGAAGUGACCUGUGUGUACAUGGCACAUGCAUCGAUGCAGACCGGGUUGUACCUGGACAGCCUAAAUAUCAAUGCAUCUGUGAGGGGGGCUGGGAGGCUCCAGCUGGGAACCCGUCCUGUGUGGCUGAUGUUGACGAGUGUAACCUACCCAACAAACCCUGCUCCACCAACCCUGCUGUUCCCUGCUACAACACUCAGGGUUCCUUCUACUGUGGAGCCUGUCCUGCUGGUUGGCAAGGCAAUGGCUACAGCUGUCAGGAUGUGGACGAAUGUUUGAUCAAUAAUGGCGGCUGCUCCACCACUCCUGUGGUGCCAUGUCUGAACACCAUGGGCUCCUUCCACUGUGGCGUCUGCCCUCCAGGUUAUGAGGGGGAUGGAAGAACAUGCACCCAGACCAAUAUCUGCACCAGCAACAAUGGAGGCUGUCAUCCUUUGGCCACUUGCUCCUCCAGCCUAGGCACCAGCCUCCCUAUAUGUACCUGCCCUCCAGGCUACACAGGCAACGGGUAUGGACCAAGUGGUUGCACCCAGACCAGCAACAUCUGUCAGACCAACAACCCCUGUGUCAAUGGACAGUGUGUGGCCACCAUCUCGGCUCCUGGCUACAUCUGCACUUGCAACCCUGGCUGGCAAGGAGUGAACUGUGACCAGAACAUCAAUGAGUGCUUAAGCAACCCCUGUCAGAACGGAGGAACCUGCACCGAUGGCAUAAAUGGAGUGACAUGUACUUGCACCGCCCAGUGGACUGGCCCACUCUGCCAGACCCCACAGCAAGUGUGUGGAGGCUACCUGUCCGGCCCUGCUGGCUCCUUCAGUUAUCCCAACACCCCGGGGCAUGAUGAGUACGAUCACCAGGUCAGCUGUGCCUGGGUGAUCCACGUUGACCAAGACAAGAUUCUGCGAAUUACCUUUCCUUUCUUUGAUCUGGAGAGCAGCACCAACUGCAACUUUGACUUCCUUCAGAUCCAUGACGGGGACUCUGCCUCUGCUCACAUGAUCGGGAAAUACUGUGGUCACAAUAACCCACAGGAGCUCUACAGCUCCCACAACUCCCUAUAUUUCUGGUUUCGCUCGGACCACACUCUUAAUGCUGGUGGCUUCACAGUUGCUUGGCAGUCCGUGAACCCAGUGUGUGGAGGUGAACUAACUGCCCCCUAUGGCAACAUCAACUCGCCUGGUUACCCUGGGAACUACCCACCUAGCCGAGACUGUUAUUGGAGAGUGAUGGUGGAGCCCGGCUUGCUCAUCACCUUUGCAUUCGGGACUCUCAGUCUGGAGCAGCACCCUGACUGCAACUUUGACUUCCUAGAGAUCCGGGACGGUCUUCUACCUGAAGACCCACUUCUGGGGAAGUACUGCAAUACUGCAUCACCUCCCCCCCUGGAGACCACCGGUCCAGCUGCAUGGAUCCACUUCCACUCUGACUUUAUUGUCUCUGACCGAGGCUUCCACAUCACAUACACAACAUCACCAAGUGACCCUGGUUGUGGUGGUACCUUCACUGACAGCGAAGGCAUCAUCAUCUCCCCCAACUGGCCCAACAACUAUGCCCACAACCGCCAGUGUAUCUAUCUGAUCAGGUUGCCAGUGGGGGAGAAGGUGGCCCUCAACUUCACCCACAUGAACCUGGAGAUCCACAGCAGCUGCACCUUUGACUAUGUGGAGGUUCGUGAUGGUGGAAUGGAAACUGAUCCUCUGAUAGGGAGGUACUGUGGGAGCUCCCUGCCGGCUCCCAUUCUGUCCUCCUCCAACCUCCUGUGGAUUCGUUUCAGGUCCGACGCCUCGAUCAGCCAGGCUGGUUUCAGGGCGGUCUACACCGUUGGUUGUGGAGGUACUUUGUCCGGGACCGGGCAGUUCCGCUCUCCCUACCACCCCAAUGCCUAUCCCCACAACAAGGUCUGCGAGUGGGUCAUCAACCAGCCAGAGGGCUAUGUGGUCACCCUCAACUUCCUGUCAUUUGACGUGGAGGGAGGCUCCUGCAGUUUUGACUCAGUUGAGGUGAGGGAUGGCUCCACGUCCAGUUCUCCUCUGCUGGGGACAUUUUGUGGUGUUGAGAUCCCCCCCCGGCUCCAGUCCACUCAGAGAUCUAUGUACAUCCGCUUUAAGACAGACGCCUCUGUGAGCAACAAUGGCUUUGAAGCAGCCUAUGACUCUGCCUUGGAGGGCUGUGGGGAUACCCUGACCAGUCCUUCUGGCACCAUCACGAGCCCUGGCCACCCCAACAACUACCCCCAUGGUGCUAACUGUACCUGGUACAUCAGCGUUGCCCCUGGCAACCUGGUUCGCCUGUCGUUUGACUCCUUCAACCUGGAGUACCACACCGACUGUUACUAUGAUUACGUGGAGGUGUACGACAAUGGCACUGUGCAGACAGGAAACAAGAUUGGCAGGUACUGUGGCCGCUCAGUGCCUCCAUCCAUCACCAGCACUGACAGCAUGCUCACACUGCUGUUUGUGUCGGACUCAAGUUUGGGAACCGAGGGAUUCUCUGCCAGAUAUGUCUCAAUCGAUGCCACCACAGACUGUGGUGAGACUUUCACCUCCUCUACCGGCUCCUUCAGUUCACCCAACUUCCCUGACAACUACCCUAACAACAGAGACUGCAUCUUCAAGAUCAUUGUGGAAGUCAACAUGCAGAUCAUGCUGAACUUCAGCGACUUUCAGCUGGAGGGCUCCCCUCCUUCAUGCAGCUUUGACUUUGUAGAGAUCAGGGACGGGGGCUACGAGACAUCUCCCUUGAUUGGUAGGUUCUGUGCCUCCCAAGGGCCUCCAGUUCUGGUCUCCCAUAGCAAUCGUCUUUGGGUUAGAUUCCGCUCGGAUAGCGCCAUCACGUAUCGUGGAUUCACUGCCCACUGGGAUGGCACACAGACUGGCUGCGGCGGGAUGCUGACCACUGCGUCCGGAGGGUUUUCCUCCCCUAACUACCCCUUGCCCUACCACCCUAACGCUGAGUGCUACUGGACCAUCCGGACCACCCAGGGCAGCCAGCUCCUCCUCUCCUUCUCAGAUUUUCACCUGGAGUCCAGCUCCACCUGCUCUUUUGAUUACCUGGCGGUGUAUGAUGGUAACAGCAGCAGUUCUCCAGAGCUGGCCAAGUUGUGUGGCAGUAAUCUGCCGAGCUCCAUCAACUCCACCAGCAAUCAUCUCUACGUCAAGCUACGCACUGACAUCAGCGUCAGCGCAGGAGGCUUCCUGGCAUCGUACACCUCCAAUUGCCGCGGUGUGCUCAUCUCAGGCCGACACAGUGGAGUACUGGAGUCACUGAACUUUCCCAACGACUACCCAGCCUACUCGGAGUGCAGCUGGACCAUCCAAGCCAGCAGUGGAAACACAGUCAACUACACCUUCACCUCCUUCCAGCUGGAGGCCACCUCCAGUUCCUGUGUCUAUGACUACGUCAAGCUCUAUAAUGGGCCGAACGCACAAGCCCCUCUGAUUGGUACCUACUGUGGAACCACGCCCCCCCCAGCCAACACCACCACAAGCUCAGCCCUCACCGUCGUGUUCCGAUCAGACGGCUCUUUGUCCAGGCCGGGCUUCCAGAUGAUGUGGUACCAGAAUGGUUGUGGUGGGGACCUCUCUGGUCCCAGUGGCUCCUUCAACAGUCCCGACUACCCCAACAGGUAUCCAGAAAACAGGGAGUGCAUCUGGUAUGUCACCACGUCAGCUGGCAGCAGCAUCACCCUCACUAUCCAUGAGUUCGAUGUGGAGUUCCAUCCAAACUGCAACUACGAUGUGCUGGAAGUGUACGGGGGCCCGGACCUGUUGGCCCCCCGGCUGGCCCAGCUGUGCAGCACCACAUCCAGCCCCAUGCAAGUCUCCAGCACCGGCAACCGGCUCACAGUGCGCUUCCAGUCCGACGCCUACGUCAGCGGCCGAGGUUUCAACGCCAGCUGGGCUGAAGUUCCGGGAGGCUGCGGAGGCCCAGUCACCGCUCCAUCAGGGGAGAUCCAUUCUCCUUUGUAUCCUAACAGCUAUCCCCCCAACGUGGACUGUUCCUGGGUCAUCAGCGUGGAUCCCAACCACCGCGUACUCUUCAACUUCUCCGACCUGGACGUUGAACCUCAUAGCAACUGCUCCUGGGACUAUGUGGCCAUCCAUGAUGGUCCAAGCAUCUCUUCUGCUCUGCUUGCCCAUGUGUGUGGCACCACUCUUCCUCCUCCCAUCACCUCCACCCAGAACACCAUCUAUGUCCGUUUUCGGUCCGACUCCAGUCUCAGCCACCGGGGCUUCAGUGCUCGAUUUUCUGAGGCUUGUGGUGCAACAAUCACGACUGAUGAUAUUGGUGGGGUCAUUGCGUCGCCACGGUACCCAGGCCAAUACCCACCGAGUCUGAACUGUAGUUGGAUCAUCAAAGCACAGGAACCAUUCAACCAUGUGAGCCUGUCGUUCACUGACUUUGAGUUGGAAAGGAUUGACACCAACUGCUCCCAUGAUGCAGUGGAGAUCCUGGAUGGAGACAACUAUCAGGCGCCGUCUAUAGGGCGCUACUGUGGCAAUGAAAUACCUCACCCAGUGACAUCCUUCAGUAACGCCAUGGUGGUCAACUUCGUCACCGAUAGUUCCGUCUCCAAAAAAGGGUUCCAGGCCACGUACUCAGCAUCCACCUCCAGUUGUGGGGGAGAUCUGGUGAUGGAGAGCGGUGCGUUCAACAGCCCCAACUAUCCGGAUGCGUAUCCGCCAAAUGUGGAGUGUGUGUGGACAAUCAGAAGCUCGCCAGGGAACCGUCUCCAGCUCUCAUUCAUUAUCUUUCACCUGCAGGGAGACUCUGGCUGCCACAGCGACUACCUGGAAAUCAGAGAAGGGAACUCCACCGGCCAUCUGGUUGGUCGCUUCUGUGGAGACUCCCUCCCCUCCAACUACACCUCUGUGAUUGGUCACAUCCUGUGGGUUAAGUUCGUCUCAGACUCAUCCAUCAGCGGAGCGGGAUUCAGAGCCACCUUCUCACAUUUGUAUGGUAAUGAUGUGGUCGGGGACUUUGGUCAGAUAGCAUCCCCACUGUAUCCCAGAACGUACCCCAACAAUGCCCACUACCGCUGGACCAUAACUGUGGCGGGGGAAAGCUACAUCCAGAUCCGCUUUUUGGACAUGGACAUAGAGGACCUGCAAAACUGCUACUACGACCAUCUCAAAAUAUUUGACGGCCCCAAUGUUUAUUACUUACCCAUUGGAACAUUCUGUGGUCUGGCCCUGCCCCCACCCAUUAGAAGUUCUGCAAGCACAGUGACCCUGCAGUUCCAGACGGAUUCAGUGGUGGGGGGGCGAGGUUUCCUUGUGGAAUGGACUGCUGUCCAGGACUCUGGACCACCACCCACUAUCCCACCAGGUGCAUGUGGUGGAUUUCUAAUGACCGGGGAGACUCCUGGCUUCCUCUUCUCUCCUGGCUGGCCUGAGAUCUACCUUCCUAACCAGGAGUGUACCUGGCUGAUCCGUUCUCCAAACUCCAUUGUAGAGUUGAACCUCUUGACUCUGGACAUAGAGGACUACCCCGGCUGCUACUUUGACAGCCUUGUCAUCAGAGACGGUGCUAGCAGUCAGUCCCCUGUGCUGGCCAGUGUGUGUGGUCGGGAGCCUCCAUCUACUCUCCACUCAACAGGAGACUCCAUGCACAUCCACUUCUCGUCAGACAGCAGCAUCAGCGGCCGAGGUUUUAAUGCCUCUUACUCCAGAGGUUGUGGCGGCCUCCUGCAUGUGGACCGAGGCGUUCUGAGCAGUCCCCACUACCCUCAGAACUACAGGCCCGGUCUGGACUGUAGCUGGCAUGUGAUGGUGACGCCGGGCUUCAGAGUGUCUGUCAGCUUCCAGAGCCCCUUCCAGAUCCAAGGCUUUGGAACCGCAUGCAGCUCAGGAGACUACCUGGAGCUCCGGAACGGUCCAGAUGCUUCGACUCCACCACUGGGGGGGCGUCUCUGUGGUGCCAGUGUGCCGUCCCUCCUCCAAACUACUGACAACCACCUCUUCAUUCACUUUGCAUCCGACGACACCAACGAGGCCAGCGGCUUCAAGCUGACCUUUGAAGCCCACAGUCAGGCGUGCGGAGGCUUCAUUGAGUUGAAUGAUAAUGAUCCUCCAGGGUACAUCACUUCACCCAACUAUCCUCAGAACUACCCCCAAAACAUUGACUGUAUCUGGGUCAUCACUGUGCCCAAUGGAGAGGCUGUCCAAAUCAACUUUGAUGACUUCUACAUUGAACCCACAGUCAGCUGUUCCUUUGACUACUUGGAGUUGCGUGACGGCUCAACCUCCAACUCUGGCUUCAUUGCCCGACUUUGUGGCAACACCCGGCCGUCUACCCAGCAUUCAACAGGUUCCUCCAUGCUGCUCAGGUUUCGUACUGACGCCAGCAUCACGCACAAAGGCUUCAAGGCAAAGUACUCCAUAGCAACAUGUGGAGGCACCUACAUAGGUCAGCAGGGGACAAUCCACAGCCCUGGCUUCCCAGGAUCCAACUAUCCCGACAGCUCCAGCUGUGAGUGGUAUCUGGAGGGGCCCACGGGCCACUACCUCACCCUCACGUACGGGAACUUCAGCCUGCAGACCUCUUCAGGAUGCUCUGCCGACUAUGUGGAGAUCAGAGAGUACAAUGCCUCAGGGCGUCUCCUGGGCCGGCACUGUGCCAGUAACCUUCCAGUUUCCAUGGACACGUCUGACAGCUUCGCCUACGUCAAGUUUGUCAGCGACACCAGCGGCAAUGCACCUGGCUUCAGUCUGACGUUUGAAGCCAGCGUUGAAGUCUGCGGAGGAGAGCUGAAUGCUCCCUCGGGAACAAUCUCCUCCCCCAAUUACCCCAACUUGUACCCCCACAGCCGGGUGUGUUGCUGGGAGCUGGUGGUGACACCCGGCCGCCGGGUCACACUCAGCAUCGACGACCUGCGGCUGGAGGAUUCUGGGACUUCCUGUGCAUUUGACUACGUUGAGAUACUGAACGGGUUGGCGGCCGAUGCCCCGCGUCUGCAGAAACUCUGUGGUACGGUACCGGCAGGCACGCUGGUGCGCUCCUCCGGCAACACCAUGACUGUUGUCUUCCACUCUGACGCUUCUGUGUCCAAUGGCGGCUUCACGGCUUCCUACUCCUCCGAGGAGCCUGCAGAGUGUGGUGGAGUCCUGGACAACCCAGCGGGCGGGAACUUCACGUCCCCCGGCUACCUGGUGUCCAACUACAGCAACAACCUCAACUGUGAGUGGCUGAUCCGGAACCCACAGCACGUCAACUCCUCUAUCGUGGUACUGAUAGAGGACCUGCACCUGGAGAACCACCAAACCUGUGACAGAGACUACCUCCAGUUCCGCUUAGGUGACCAUGAUGGGGAGCUGUUGGCCAAGUUUUGUGGGCAAACCGUCCCCAACCUUCCCAUUGUGGUCUUCACCCCAGAGCUCUGGGUCCAUUUCAAGACAGACACCUCCCAGGGAGACCUGGGCUUCAAGGCCAAGUACUUGUUCUCUGAGUGUGGAGGCUGGCAGACAGGAGAGGCAGGGGUGAUAUCCAGUCCUGGCUACCCCAACAUCUACCCCAGCCCCAGUCGUUGUGCUUGGCUGCUCGAGGCCCCAGUAGGCCACACUAUUAAGCUAACCUUCAGCCACUUUCACGUGGAGCCCCACCCUCAAUGUAACUGGGACUCUGUCACCAUCUUCAAUGGAGGCUCCCCCGGCUCCCCUGUUAUUGGCCAGUACUGCGGGACCACCUCCCCAGGAACCAUCCAGUCAGGAUCCAACAAGCUCGCUGUAGUCUUCCUGGCGGACCAUGUUGUGUCCGGAGGAGGCUUUUUGGCCUCCUGGUCUACUGAUUCCUCAGGCUGUGGAGGGGUGAUCCAUGCUGAUACGGGAACAAUCAAGUCUCCAAACUAUCCCCAGAAUUUCCCGGCCAAUGUGGAGUGUUCCUGGCGGAUCAUUGCCCAUGAGGGGAGCCACCUGGAGAUGAGCUUCAACAGCGAUUUCCAGAUUCCAGACAGCACCGGGACCUGCCAGAGCAGCUACAUCAAGGUGUGGUCAGGUCCUACCCAAAAUACCCAGGCUCUGCUGUCAACAGGCUGCGGCUCGGUGGCGCCGGGCCCUGUCAUUGCUCCAUAUAACGUCAUCACAAGCCGGUUCCAGGGCACUGAAGCCCCUGGCAGAGGUUUCUCAGCCUCCUUCAGCACCAGGUGCGGUGCAAACUUCUCAGCUCCCAGCGGCCGUGUGGUUUCUCCAAAUUACCCAGCCAACUACCCGGACUACUCCAACUGCAAUUACACCAUAGAUGCUGGACAACAGAGCGUGGUCGUCCUCACCUUCAAAGUCUUCCAAGUAGAAGCACACUCCACCUGUCUGUAUGAUGGGCUGAAGAUCUACAGCCUGGCUACUAGUGGCUCUGCUAUCGCCACUGUUUGUGGUAGCAACAUCCCAGGGCCCUUCUUCAGCUUUGGCCCCAUGUUACUCCACUUCUACUCUGACUCUGUGAUUGAGGACCGUGGUUUCAUGGCAGAAUACAGUGCCAUACCAUGUGGUGGUUUCUUCAACAGCACUGCAGGUACAGUGAGCAGUCCAGCGCUCUCCAUGACCAACUACCACCACAACAUCAACUGUACCUACCAUAUCAUGGUCCGUCAAAACCGAAUCAUGGAUCUCAAGUUUAACACCUUCCACCUGGAGGCUUCUUCUUCCUGUCAGUUUGACUAUGUGGCAGUGUAUGACGGACAGGACACCUUGGCGCCCUUGCUGGGACAGUUCUGCGGUGCAGUGCUUCCACCCGAUCUGCGCUCCUCCACCAACCAGUUGUUCAUCGUCUUCAAGACAGACGCGUCAGUGAAUGGGAUUGGUUGGAGGGCUACUUACAGUGAGACACUCGGUCCAGCACAGGGAUGUGGUGGCUACCUGUCCAUGCCCAUGGGCAUGUUUGGUUCUCCAGAUCCAGACCUGGAUGGGCGCUACGAGCCAAGGUUGAACUGCCUGUGGACCAUUGAGAUGCCAGUCAACAAUGCCAUCAACCUGACCUUCACUUCCUUCGACGUUGAGAACUCCGCUAAUUGCCGCUACGACUAUGUCAACGUCUAUGAUGGCGACAACACCAACUUCCCCCUGGUUGGGACAUUCUGUGGAAACACCGUCCCUGCUCAUUUUAUAUCCAGUGGAAAUCUCCUGACGAUUCACUUUCACUCUGAUAGCGUAGUGCAGAAAGCAGGCUUCAACGCUACCUACAGAGCUGUGCCAUUGUUGUGCGGCGGGACUCUGAAUGCCACCACCUCCAUCCAGACCCUGACCUCACCUUUCUUCCCCAAUGCCUAUCCUCCUUACACGUCCUGCCGCUGGAUCCUGGAUGCUCCAGCCCAGGAAAGCAUUAAAGUGUCAGUUGAGACUUUUGUCCUCCAGCCCAGCCAGAGCUGCUCCACAAACUACCUGGACAUGAAGGACUGGCCUGUGGGAGACAAUGGACAGUCACAUAAGUUCUGUGCUUCAGAUGCUCAUCCUCCAGACUUCUACAGCUACAGCAGAACACUCCUCCUGCACUUCAAAUCUGACACCUUCAUGACAGGAAACGGCCUGAGGUUCACCUAUCAGAUCGCAGGCUGUAGCAGGACCUAUGAACAGGAGUAUGGCUACCUGAAGAGUCCGGGCUGGCCCGACGUCUACCCCCACAACCAGGACUGCACCAUCGUCCUGAAAGCGCCCCAGAACAGCUACAUCUCCUUCUUCUUUGACAGUUUUGACUUGGAGAGCCACAGUGAGUGUGGAUUUGACUACCUGGAGAUCCGUAACGGCAGCACAGCAGACUCCCCACUGAUUGGUCGGUUCUGCGGCAGCACCUUGCCCAGCCCCAUCUUCCCACAGUCCAACCAGCUCUACUUAUACUUCAAGAGUGACUUCUCCAGCGCCCGAGAUGGCUUCGAGGCCACAUGGACAUCCUCCCCUCACGGUUGUGGUGGUACGCUGUAUGGAGACCAUGGCUCAUUCUCAAGUCCCAACUACCCGGGCACCUAUCCCAACGGCACCCACUGUGAAUGGGGCAUCGUGGCACCCAGAGGUCGCGUGGUGACCGUCACCUUUGCCCAGAUCAGUAUUGAUGACCCUGGAGAUUGCCAGAAUAACUUCUUGAAGCUGUAUGAUGGCCCAGACGCCUCCUCUCUGCCUGUGGGACCUUACUGUGGAGUGGAAACCAACAUCGCUCCGUUCACCGCCUCCUCCCAUCACGUCUACGUCCUUUUCCAAGCCCAGUACUCCACCCUGCCUUCAGGGUUCAGACUCACCUGGAGCAGCUGAUACACACACACA
Messenger RNA from Etheostoma cragini (Arkansas darter), 10963 nucleotides. RefSeq names its product cubilin (intrinsic factor-cobalamin receptor) (gene cubn). Lineage: Eukaryota; Metazoa; Chordata; Actinopteri; Perciformes; Percidae. The transcript is spliced from 67 exons. Gene Ontology annotation, molecular function: calcium ion binding. The record is from RefSeq and is a predicted model, not a curated record. The coding region runs from base 62 to 10951 and encodes 3629 amino acids.